Messenger RNA from Astrephomene gubernaculifera, 1111 nucleotides. The record is from the annotation of a GenBank genome assembly. Lineage: Eukaryota; Viridiplantae; Chlorophyta; Chlorophyceae; Chlamydomonadales; Astrephomenaceae.
GUUGCGCUGCUGGAGCAGAGCGUGGCUCCCGGCGGCGGCGCGUGGCUGGGCGGCCAGCUGUUCUCUGCCAUGGUGGUUCGCAAGCCCGCGCACCUCAUGCUGGACGAGCUGCAGGUGCCGUACGAGGACGAGGGCCACUACGUGGUGGUACGGCACGCGGCCCUGCUGACGUCAACCCUCAUGAGCCACGUGCUGAAGAACCCCAACGUCAAGCUCUUCAACGCCACCGCGGUUGAGGACCUGGUGGUGAAGCCGGACAAGACCCGCGGAUCGGGAGCGCGCCGCGUGGCUGGCGUGGUGACCAACUGGUCGCUGGUGGCCCAGGCGCACGGUACGCAGAGCUGCAUGGACCCCAACGUCAUCGAGGCCGGCGUCGUGGUGUCGGCGUGCGGCCAUGACGGCCCCUUCGGAGCCACCUGCGUGAAGCGCCUGGCGCGCCUGGGCAUGGUCCCCGGCGGUGAGGUGCCCGGCAUGGGUGCCCUGGACAUGGAGGCUGCCGAGGGUGCUAUCGUGGGCGGCACCCGUGAGGUGGUGCCGGGCAUGGUGUUGGCGGGCAUGGAGCUGGCGGAGGUGGAUGGUUCGCCGCGCAUGGGCCCCACCUUCGGCGCGAUGAUUGUGAGCGGCCGCCGCGCGGCGCAUGUGGCGCUGGCGGUGCUGGAGCGGCGCCGCAAGGCGCAGGCGCUGGCUUCGGCCGAGCAGGGCGUGGAUGCUGCCAUCGCGAUGGCUUGAGGGAGUAGGGCGGAGGAUGGAGGACGGAGAUAGUUGCGCGUGGGUUGUUGCUGUGUGGGUUGUUGCUGUUCUAGCGCUGGGGUGCGCUGUGUGCACGGUUGCUAGGUGUGGCAGGAUGGAGUUUGGAGUGCGGUUGUUUGUGUGGUAGACAUGUACGAGGAAUGUUGGAGCAUGUUGUAUGGUAUCGGUACCCGUUGUGUCGGUGAAAAAUGUGUAUCCUAACAGGUCAGUACGGUUGUUUGUGUGAAAUAAAUUGAAAUAGGAUAUUGGUUUUGGGAGCCGCUGCAUGGAAAACAGUCCAAAUGUUUCCCAACACGGACAGCCUGUAGAACACGUUCAUCCUUAUUCCGCCAUAACCUUGUAACGUACGUAAAAGCAACAA